UUUCGGUCGCCGGCGCCCGAGCCCUUACCGCGCUUGCGCAAAAGCCUUUGGGUCCCGGAGCUGGCUCGGGAAGGACCGACCCGCUCAUGGCUCAGCGACCCCUGCGAGUAUUGGCCUGUGGAGAUGUGGAAGGAAAAUUCGAUGCGUUGUUCAACAGAGUACGAGCCAUUCAGAAGAAAAGUGGAGACUUUGAUCUGCUGUUGUGUGUAGGCAGCUUCUUUGGCUCCAGCUCAGAUGCCGAAUGGGAGGCCUACAGGAAAGGCGUCAAGAAAGCUCCCAUCCAGACUUAUGUGCUUGGUGCCAAUAACCAGGAAGCAGCCAAAUAUUUCCCCGAUGUCGAUGGAUGUGACCUAGCAGAGAACAUAACUUACUUGGGUCGUAAAGGUGUUUUCACGGGAGCUUCCGGAUUGCAGGUUGCCUACCUCAGCGGAACAGAAUCCUCGGCUGAGCCCGGCCCGUCUUACAGUUUUAGUGCCAAGGAUGUGACGGCCCUGAAAGCGUCUCUCUUGUCGACGUCCCAGUUUAAAGGGGUGGACAUCCUGCUGACAUCGCCGUGGCCCAAGGAUGUGGGGAACUAUGGGAAUUCUCCUGGAGAAGUGGAUACCAAAAAAUGCGGGUCGGCCUUGGUGUCCAGUCUUGCCACGAGCCUCAAGCCGAGAUACCACUUCGCCGCCCUGGAAAAGAUCUAUUAUGAGAGACUUCCUUAUCGCAACCAUGUAGUCCUACAAGAAAACGCCCAGCACGUCACCCGCUUCAUCGCUCUGGCGAGCGUCGGAAACCCAGACAAGAAAAAGUAUCUUUAUGCCUUCAAUCUUCUUCCAAUGAGCCUAAUGGAUGGGGCCGAACUGGUGAAACAGCCACAGGAUGUCACGGAAAACCCGUACAGGAAAUCCGGGAAGGAGACGGCCCGAGGAAAGCAGACCCCGCUCUCUCAGGAAGAACCGGCUUGCCAGUUCUUUUUCGACUUAAGCAAACAGCAGGGAAAGAAGCGCCCGUCCUCGGGAGAGGGGAACCACUCUCGUCCCAAGCAACUCCGCCCACCCCCUCAGCCGCCAGGACCCUGCUGGUUCUGUCUCGCCAGUCCCGACGUAGAGAAGCAUUUGGUGGUCAGCAUUGGCACCCACUGCUACCUGGCCCUGGCCAAAGGCGGCUUGACCAGCGACCACGUCCUCAUCUUGCCCAUCGGACACUUCCAGUCGGUGGUGGACCUUUCGGCGGAGGUGGUGGAGGAGCUGGAGAAGUACAAGGCGGCGGUGCGGAAGUUCUUUCAGAGCAGAGGGAAGCGGUGUGUGCUGUUUGAGCGGAAUUACAGGAGCCAUCACCUCCAGCUGCAGAUAGUUCCUGUGCCGCUGGACCUCUGUACAACUGAGGACAUCAAGGAAGCCUUCAUCGUACAAGCUCAGGAGCAGCAGAUUGAACUCCUGGAAAUCCCAGAACACUCGGACAUUAAGCAGAUUGUGCAGCCUGGCGUGCCCUACUUUUAUGUGGAACUGGACACAGGAGAGAAGCUUUUCCAUAGAAUCAAGAAAAAUUUCCCUUUACAAUUCGGAAGGGAGGUGUUGGCCAGCGAAGCCAUCCUCAACAUCCCCGACAAGUCCGACUGGAGGCAGUGCCGGCUCGGCCGUGAAGAGGAGGUGGCACAGUCUCGGCUCUUCAGGGGGGACUUCCAGCCCUUCGACUUCGCCCUGGAUGACUGAGGGACUGACUGGGGCUGAAGAGGCUUCUCCCCUCCCCGCAUCCCCCCUUUGUAAACCUAGUCAGCCUGGAGACGCCCAGGAAAGGGGUAGUUGGACUUUUAAGGUCACGCCUGUCUCCCAGAAGCGUUCCUGGCACGUUGCCUCAGAGCCGUGGCUGGGAUACCCCGGAGUUCUUCGGUACCACGUGCCCCUCCUCUCUCCCUCUCCCUGUGGGAGGAGGCGGUGGCCAUUUGCGGGUAGUGGAAGAGCCGGAAGAUCUCUCCCCCUGCUUCUGGCCGAGGAGAGUUUGGCAAUGAGGCGCGCGGGACUAAAGCGCAAACUUGGAGGCAGAAACCCGUUUUAGCUGACAACCCGCCCUUGUCCCAUCUCCGGGUACCAGCAGCUCCACCCUCAACAUUUCAUAAGUUUUUAACCACAAGAAUAAACUCCCAUUUAUUUUAUUAUUA
Molecule: messenger RNA, 2143 nt
Organism: Ornithorhynchus anatinus (platypus)
Lineage: Eukaryota; Metazoa; Chordata; Mammalia; Monotremata; Ornithorhynchidae
Gene: CWF19L1
Product: CWF19 like cell cycle control factor 1
Exons: 14
Coding region: 87-1697 (536 amino acids)
Biological process (GO): mRNA splicing, via spliceosome
Cellular component (GO): post-mRNA release spliceosomal complex
Molecular function (GO): RNA lariat debranching enzyme activator activity
Source: RefSeq, a predicted model, not a curated record